CCAGCUGACUAGAGAAUGUAGCGCUACAUAUACUUUCCUUUCGUGUUUACUUGUAUGUGGUUGUGAGCCUGAGCCAGAACCAGACCAACAAGACAACCUCAGUGUUCCUUCACCUCGUCUCGACACCAGACUUUGAAAUGGCCAGACAGAGGCGAGUAAACAAAGCUCCCUUCUCCCACCACCAUCACCACCAUCACCACCACCAUGACCUCUCCCAGUUGGAUGAUGCACAGGGGUCAUAUUAUAAUCCUAAGGAGGGCAGCAGCACCACCAACAGUAGACGACACCAGCAGCGCCGCCGCCAGUGGUGCCCUACUGUACUGUACAUGGCUUGUGCUGCCUUGGUGGUGAUAGCAGUAAUCUACUUCCUCUAUGUUGGCUACGUGGAAACCAGAAUAAACACCCCCAUUGCUGCCCCCAAGGUGGUGACAAAGUCUGGUCUGGAGGUGCCUGAGAGGUACUGGGGCACUUAUCGACCUGGAGUGUAUUUUGGCACCAGAACAAGGCACCCAACAUCACUCCUGACUGGCCUUAUGUGGUUUGUUCCGGGCCACUUCCAGAACAAUGUUUUGGCACUCAGGCACUGGUGUGAUCAGGCAGAUGAGCUUAGCCGUUAUGGUUGGCUGUUACACGAUGGGCGUGAUUUUGGUAUGCAGAGCUUAGAAGACAAGCAUGUCACCCUUCAGACUAUGUUUGUAAAGCAGCAAGGAGGACAGCAUGGUGGGGAGUGGUCAGCAAGGAUCAAUGUACUACCUAAGAGCAAGAAGCAAAUAGGAAGUGAAGCAUCAAUCAUUUAUUAUGUGGUACUUGAUCCAGAAGAUGAAGAUGCUUGGCUCCAAGGGGAGAUUGGCAGCCAGCAUUCCCUUGGAGCAGUGAGGGGUUUUUCAACCAGUGUUGGGGGCUUCCAUCUCUCUGUCAACAACCACAGUGGCACCAUUACCCACCAACAUGCGCUCCUCACCAAGCACCUGGGAUUGAGUCAGCUGAAGGAGACAGUGAUGAGGGGUCUGAGGGUGUUUCAGGGACAGACUGAAAAACACAUUGGCCUGGCUGGUGAGAUGUUUGAUCAUCAAGACCUGGACCGAAAACCAAAUUUUGUAGCUUUGCAGGUCAGUGGUCGAGUGCCAUUCUCUGUGGAUGUGGUGUACGAGAGCAACAGUGCAUCACAAGAGCGACAGCAGAAGCUUGUGGGUGAGGUGCUCACAACAGAACUCCAAGAACAUGAAGAAAAAUUCCACAAAGACUUUGAAGCUAAAUUCUCCCUCGAGAGCAAAGGCUUCACUCAGGAGGAAAUUAGCUUUGCCAAGGCAGCUCUAAGCAACAUGCUGGGAGGGAUUGGCUACUUUUAUGGAGCAUCACGUGUCACAGGACAGUACAACAAGGAACCGGUCCCUUACUGGCGGGCGCCUUUGUACACUGCCAUUCCGUCUCGAAGCUUCUUUCCACGUGGCUUUCUUUGGGACGAGGGCUUCCACAACCUGCUCAUUUCAAAGUGGGACCGUGAGAUCUCCCAAGACAUCCUUGCUCACUGGCUGGAUCUGAUGAACUGGGAUGGGUGGAUUCCCCGAGAGCAGAUCCUUGGAACAGAAGCAAGGGCAAGAGUGCCAGAUGAGUUUGUGGUGCAGGAUGGGAGAAAUGCCAAUCCUCCAACUCUCCUUCUGACACUUCACUCCAUGUUGGCAGAGUUCAAAGAGGAUCUUUCUGAUGAUGAUUACCACUACUUGACCCGCUUGUGGCCACGCCUCCGUGCCUGGUACUCCUGGUUCAACACUACACAGAUUGGAGAGCUGCCAGGCACGUAUCGCUGGAGAGGUCGCAAUCCAGAUGCUGUCAGGGAACUCAACCCCAAAACUCUGACAUCGGGUCUGGAUGACUAUCCCAGAGCCUCUCACCCAACACGGGAGGAGCGACACCUUGACCUCCGCUGCUGGAUGACCCUCGCGUCCGGCUUGAUGGCUGACCUUGCUCGUUUGGUAGAAAAGGAUCCCAUAAGAUUUCAGGAGUCAUACAGAUUCCUCUCAGACAGCUCAUGGCUAGAUGCACUACACUGGUCCUAUGCGGCUAAUGGCUACAUGGACUACGGCCUCCACACUGACCAGGUUGAGCUGCGUCGGGCGACCCCCAACGCAGAAUAUCAAAGGGUAACACUAGAGCCACCACAAUAUCGUCAUGUUGAUGCCUUUGGGUAUGUGAGUUUCUUCCCACUUUUCCUUCAGAUUAUUGAUCCUCACUCCCCAAAGCUGGGUCAAGUUCUUCAGGACCUUCACCGAACUGACCUUCUGUGGACUCCGUACGGCCUGCGGUCUUUGGCACCAAAUGCACCACUCUACAAUCGCCGUAACACGCCACACGACCCUCCUUAUUGGCGGGGACCAAUCUGGAUAAACAUGAACUAUCUGGCAGUGCGAGCUCUCCAUCACUAUUCCAACAAGGAUGGUCCACACCGUGACCUGGCCAGGCAGCUCUAUCUUGAACUGCGGAAAAAUGUGAUCAACAAUGUGAAGAAACAAUACAUGAGUAGUGGAUACUUGUGGGAGAACUAUAAUGACCGCACAGGACGAGGACAGGGGUGUCGGCCCUUCACUGGCUGGACCUCCCUUGUUGUGCUGAUGAUGGGGGAGACUUACUGACUCAUGAGAGGAAAGAAAGGGAACUAGACACCAUUUGCUAAAGUGAAUGAGGUAACUCCUGCUGGCCAGGAGUUAAUAUGAAUAGAAAAAUUUACCUCCCUAAUAUGUAAUUGUGUAUAAACCAGCAUAAAUUUGGAAAGAAAAUAAAUUUCAUGAGUUACUUUCCGUGAAGAUGAAAUCAUAAUUCUAAAAUCCAAAUACCUCAAAUAAUCAAUGAAAACCUUUUCUCUUCUAGAUACAUGAUGUAACUUGUAUUUAUAACAUGACAACAUGGAGGCAUGGAGACACAUCUGAACUACUUUGGGUGUGCUUUAAUCAGACCACACGUUGUUGUAGGUGUACCUGAAUGGCUUCUGGUGAGAAGGGAGCCAAAUCUCCAGGGUUGAUUGAUCACAAGUAACUGCAUCCUCCUUUAUUGCAUGGUUUUAGGUCUUCCUAUGAAAGACCUAGGGCCAUAACCUCACUUUGAUAUCCAUUCGACCAGAUGUGCCAACCUGUCUAAUGCAGUUUUUUCAGGAACAUUAAUAUCUGUGAUCAAGGUCAAUAAUUUACAAAAAAUGAAAAGUUUGCAUUCAUUUACACACCAGACUGAGAUCCCCGUGACAGUAGGUAGCUGAGACAAGAAUCCAUGUCUUGUCUCAUUUGUGGGAGUAAAAAUAUGGAAGAGGUGGUUUUCUAGUCCCCUCACUCCACUCUUUUUGUCAUUUUUGACUACUCGUAUGUGCAGGGAAUACAGUGGCAGUAUUUUUCUAUCUGACUGCAGUGUUCAAGCAGGUCAUCCCUUCUACCACAAAGGUAUAAAGUCUCCAUGCACAUUCAAGCACUCCAGUUUCAGUAUUGUCCUGCUUUUAAGUUUAGUAGGCAGUGUGCUGAAUUUUUAAAAUUAUGUAUCACAUUUCUUUUGCAUUGUCUUGGAUUCCUGCAUGAAAAUGUUAAGAAUUGUUAAAUAAAUAAAGGUUUUGCAAAAUGUU
Messenger RNA from Scylla paramamosain (green mud crab), 3601 nucleotides. It is a transcript of the gene GCS1, whose product is annotated as mannosyl-oligosaccharide glucosidase-like. Gene Ontology annotation, biological process: oligosaccharide metabolic process; protein N-linked glycosylation. Gene Ontology annotation, molecular function: Glc3Man9GlcNAc2 oligosaccharide glucosidase activity. NCBI's taxonomy places the organism in Eukaryota, Metazoa, Arthropoda, Malacostraca, Decapoda, Portunidae. The coding region runs from base 138 to 2630 and encodes 830 amino acids. The transcript is spliced from 8 exons. Gene Ontology annotation, cellular component: endoplasmic reticulum membrane. The record is from RefSeq and is a predicted model, not a curated record.